AUGAUGCAGCCAGCUGAACCUGCAGACCUCUUGAAGGUGUUAGAUUUUCAUAAUUUACCUGAUGGUAUCACAAAAACCACGGGGUUUUGCACAAGCAGAAGAUCUUCAAAAGAAGCAGAUGUUGCUUACAGAGUAACAAAAGAUGCUCAGCUCAGUGCCCCAACAAAGCAGCUGUACCCUGCUUCCCCCUUCCCAGAGGACUUCUCCAUUCUAACCACUGUAAAAGCGAAGAAAGGAGGUCAGUCCUUCUUGAUCUCAAUUUACAAUGAGCAAGGGAUCCAGCAAAUUGGUGUGGAGUUGGGUAGAUCUCCUGUAUUCCUGUAUGAAGACCAUACAGGAAAGCCAGGCCCAGAAGACUAUCCUCUCUUUAGAGGCAUUAACCUAGCAGAUGGCAAGUGGCACCGAGUGGCUCUGAGUGUGCAGAAGAAAAAUGUCACCUUGGUUCUGGACUGUAAAAAGAAAAUCACCAAGUUCCUGGACCGGAGCGAGCAUCCCAUCAUCGACGUCAACGGCAUCAUCGUGUUCGGCACCAGGAUUUUGGAUGAGGAGGUUUUUGAGGGUGACAUCCAGCAGCUCCUGAUCGUGGCGGACCCGCGGGCGGCCCUGGAGUACUGUGAGCACUACAGCCCCGACUGUGACACCGCCAUCCCCGACUCCCCCCAGUCCCAGGACCCCAACCAGGAUGAAUACUACACGGAUGCGGAGGGAGAAGGUGACACUUACUACUACGAGUACCCCUACUACGAGGAUGUGGAUGAAGCUGUCAAACCAGAAACCCCCACCACCAAACCCAGCCCUCCUGAGGUGGCUGCUGGAGAGAGACCCGAAACCAAGCAGGAUUAUCCAGCUCCUACUGCACCCCCUGAGAGAGGGAACCCCGGGAAGCAGCCCAAGGAGGAUGGAGCAGUGGAUGAUCCCCUGGUUGAUGAGUACAACUACGAGACCAUCAACGAGGAGUAUUUCACCCCCAUGCCCUACGAGGAUCUCAACUACAACGAGGAAAUCGACCCCCAGGGUGGCCUCACUGAAAAUGCAGUGGAAGCUGAACUCCCCACGAGCACUGUCGUCACCUACAAUGAGACUGAUGCUGCUCAAGGAGGGGAUGACCUGGAUAAGGAUUUCACUGAGGAAACCAUAAAGGAGUAUGAUGGGAAUUAUUAUGACAAUUAUUACGACAGGACAGCCUCUCCUGACAUCGGCCCAGGCAUGCCAGCCAACCAGGACACUGUCUACGGAGGGAUCGGUGGCCCCCGUGGUGAGAAGGGGCAGAAGGGGGAGCCUGCCAUUAUCGAGCCGGGAAUGCUGGUGGAAGGCCCCCCUGGUCCUGAAGGCCCAGCAGGCCUUCCAGGGCCUCCAGGACCAACAGGACCUGUGGGUUUAAUGGGUGACCCGGGGGAGAGGGGCCCACCUGGACGCCCAGGUCUCCCAGGAGCAGAUGGAUUGCCAGGACCACCAGGGACAAUGCUGAUGUUGCCUUUCCGCUUCAGCGGGGGAGGCGACGCUGGCUCCAAAGGACCCAUGGUGUCAGCCCAGGAGGCGCAGGCCCAGGCCAUCCUGCAGCAGGCCAGGCUGGCACUGAGGGGACCUGCAGGACCCAUGGGGCUGACAGGGCGGCCAGGCCCGAUGGGACCCCCGGGCAGUGGAGGACUGAAGGGAGAGGCUGGAGAAAUGGGACCUCAGGGUCCACGAGGCAUCCAGGGUCCUCCCGGUCCAGCAGGGAAGCCAGGCCGCAGGGGACGAGCUGGCAGUGACGGUGCCCGGGGAAUGCCAGGCCAGACAGGACCAAAGGGUGACCGAGGCUUUGAUGGCUUGGCUGGUUUGCCUGGUGAGAAGGGAAACAGGGGUGAGCCAGGCCCCCACGGCCCCCCAGGGGCUCCUGGAGAGGAUGGGGAGAGGGGAGAUGAUGGAGAAGUUGGACCCAGAGGUCUCCCAGGAGAACCUGGACCCCGAGGACUGCUGGGCCCCAAGGGACCCCCAGGACCCCCAGGGCCACCGGGUGUGGCUGGCAUGGAUGGACAAACUGGUCCCAAAGGGAAUGUGGGCCCCCAGGGUGAGCCAGGACCCCCAGGACAGCAGGGGAACCCAGGGGCUCAGGGUCUUCCAGGUCCACAAGGCGCCAUCGGUCCCCCAGGAGAAAAAGGCCCCCUGGGCAAACCUGGUCUGCCUGGCAUGCCUGGUGCUGAUGGGCCCCCGGGUCAUCCUGGCAAGGAAGGUCCUCCUGGAGAGAAGGGCAGUCAGGGUCCCCCAGGUCCUCAGGGCCCCAUUGGUUAUCCAGGACCUCGUGGAGUCAAGGGAGCAGAUGGAGUUCGUGGGUUGAAAGGCACCAAGGGGGAAAAGGGUGAAGAUGGUUUCCCUGGCUUCAAGGGUGACAUGGGCAUCAAAGGAGACCGGGGGGAAAUUGGCCCCCCUGGCCCUCGGGGUGAGGAUGGACCCGAAGGUCCCAAAGGUCGCUCUGGCCCCAAUGGAGAUCCGGGUCCUCUUGGGCCUGCAGGAGAGAAGGGAAAACUCGGAGUGCCAGGACUGCCAGGAUACCCGGGCAGGCAGGGCCCCAAGGGCUCCAUCGGCUUCCCGGGGUUUCCAGGAGCCAACGGGGAGAAGGGCACACGGGGCACUCCUGGCAAACCAGGUCCGAGGGGGCAGCGUGGCCCGACGGGUCCACGAGGGGAAAGAGGCCCCAGGGGAAGCACUGGGAAACCUGGCCCAAAGGGCAACUCUGGUGGUGAUGGCCCCCCUGGUCCUCCUGGAGAAAGGGGACCACCAGGACCUCAAGGACCAACUGGAUUUCCUGGACCAAAAGGCCCCCCUGGUCCUCCUGGGAAGGAUGGAUUGCCUGGGCACCCUGGACAGAGAGGAGAAACUGGUUUCCAAGGCAAGACCGGCCCUCCAGGCCCCCCUGGUGUUGUGGGCCCUCAGGGUCCAACUGGUGAGACUGGACCCAUGGGCGAGCGGGGCCACCCAGGCCCUCCAGGGCCCCCAGGUGAACAAGGCCUUCCUGGCCUCACUGGAAAAGAAGGGACCAAGGGGGACCCUGGCCCCGCCGGCCUCCCGGGGAAGGACGGUCCCCCCGGGCUGCGAGGAUUCCCUGGAGAACGAGGCCUCCCCGGCCCCAUUGGCUCUCCAGGGCUGAAAGGCAAUGAAGGUCCCCCAGGCCCUCCAGGCCCAGCUGGCUCUCCUGGGGAGCGUGGCCCUGCAGGAUCAGCUGGCCCCAUAGGAUUGCCAGGGAGACCUGGCCCCCAGGGACCUCCAGGACCUGCAGGUGAAAAGGGAGCUCCAGGGGAGAAGGGUCCCCAGGGACCAGCUGGCCGGGAUGGCAUCCAGGGCCCCGUGGGACUGCCAGGCCCAGCAGGUCCUGUGGGACCUCCUGGAGAGGAUGGAGACAAGGGUGAGAUCGGGGAGCCUGGACAGAAGGGCAGCAAAGGUGACAAAGGGGAGCAGGGUCCCCCAGGCCCCACGGGUCCCCAGGGUCCAAUUGGUCAGCCUGGCCCAGCUGGAGCUGAUGGAGAGCCUGGGCCCCGAGGCCAGCAAGGGCUCUUUGGUCAGAAAGGUGACGAAGGACCUCGAGGUUUCCCCGGUCCCCCCGGCCCCGUGGGCUUGCAGGGCCUGCCUGGACCACCUGGGGAGAAGGGAGAAACAGGUGACGUUGGGCAGAUGGGUCCACCAGGCCCACCAGGACCCAGAGGUCCAUCUGGGCCACCAGGAGCAGAUGGUCCACAGGGUCCUCCUGGGGGAAUAGGAAAUCCUGGAGCAGUAGGAGAGAAGGGUGAACCUGGGGAAUCUGGUGAGCCUGGUCUCCCUGGCGAGGUUGGCCUGCCGGGCCCUAAAGGUGAAAGAGGUGAAAAGGGGGAAGCAGGUCCCUCUGGUGCUGCUGGUCCACCUGGCCCCAAAGGCCCACCAGGUGAUGAUGGCCCCAAAGGCAGCCCUGGUCCAGUUGGUUUCCCUGGUGACCCUGGUCCUCCUGGAGAGCCUGGCCCAGCUGGUCAAGAUGGUCCCCCUGGUGACAAAGGUGAUGAUGGUGAACCUGGACAGACUGGUUCCCCUGGACCCACAGGAGAGCCAGGCCCCUCUGGACCCCCUGGAAAAAGGGGCCCUCCUGGUCCAGCUGGUCCUGAAGGAAGGCAAGGAGAGAAAGGAGCCAAGGGGGAAGCUGGUUUGGAAGGACCUCCUGGGAAGACUGGGCCCAUUGGUCCCCAAGGUGCUCCAGGAAAGCCUGGCCCCGAUGGCCUCCGUGGGAUCCCUGGUCCAGUUGGUGAACAAGGUCUCCCGGGAUCCCCUGGCCCAGAUGGUCCUCCAGGCCCAAUGGGCCCUCCUGGUUUGCCUGGUCUGAAAGGAGACUCUGGUCCUAAAGGAGAGAAGGGUCACCCAGGUUUAAUUGGUCUUAUUGGACCACCAGGAGAGCAGGGAGAAAAAGGUGACAGAGGUCUCCCAGGUCCCCAGGGCUCAGCAGGACCCAAAGGAGAGCAGGGUAUCACAGGUCCUUCUGGACCCAUCGGACCUCCAGGGCCCCCAGGAUUGCCGGGUCCACCUGGUCCCAAAGGUGCUAAAGGCUCAUCAGGUCCCACAGGUCCAAAGGGUGAAUCAGGUCUUCCUGGGCCCCCAGGACCUCCUGGUCCUCCUGGAGAAGUCAUCCAGCCCCUGCCCAUCCAGGCUGCCAAGAGGACCAGGAGGAACAUUGAUGCCAGCCAGCUGCUGGAUGAUGGCAAUGCUGACAACUACAUGGACUAUGCUGAUGGCAUGGAGGAGAUUUUUGGCUCCCUGAAUUCCUUGAAACUGGAAAUCGAGCAGAUGAAACAUCCCUUGGGCACUCAGCACAACCCAGCACGCACCUGCAAGGACCUGCAGCUCUGCCACCCUGAUUUCCCAGAUGGUGAAUACUGGGUUGAUCCCAACCAAGGGUGUUCCAGGGACUCUUUCAAAGUUUACUGUAAUUUCACAGCUGGAGGAGAGACCUGCAUCUUCCCUGAUAAGAAAUCUGAAGGGAGUAAAAUGGCUCGUUGGCCCAAAGAGCAGCCUUCCACAUGGUAUAGUCAAUACAAGCGGGGGUCCUUGCUCUCGUACGUGGACUCGGACGGGAACCCCAUCGGGGUGGUGCAGAUGACCUUCCUGCGGCUGCUGAGCGCCUCUGCCCGCCAGAACAUCACCUACAACUGCUACCAGUCGGUGGCCUGGCACGAUGCCACCACCAACAGCUAUGACAAGGCCAUCCGCUUCCUGGGCUCCAACGACGAGGAGAUGUCCUACGACAACAACCCCUACAUCCGAGCUGCCCUCGACGGCUGCGCGGCAAGGAAGGGCUACCAGAAAACCAUCCUGGAAAUCAACACGCCCAAAGUGGAGCAGGUCCCCAUAGUCGACAUCAUGUUCAAUGACUUCGGAGAAGCGGCACAGAAAUUUGGAUUCGAGGUGGGACCAGCUUGCUUCCUGGGCUAAAAGAGCCACCUGAACCUAGUCUCCAAAUGAGCAACCUCGUAACCUCAUUGCGCCAUUUAAUUAAAAACAAAAAAAGAGAAAAAAGAAAAAAAAAAGGAGAAAAAAAAGAAUUCCUCGUCACGUGCACAGUCUGAAACUGGACAGCGAUGGGUUAUUAUUUUUUUUCCCCCCUCCUCCCCACCUAUUUUGUUGUGUCCCAGCCCCUCUGUGCCCCCUCAGCCAUUCCCAGGAUGGAUAUGGAAUCUCAUGACCAGCAGCCACACACGGAGACCUGGCCCUGUCCCUGCUGCCACCGAGCUGAGCCCACCUCCAGCAAACUCUUCCUUUCUUCCUCCUCCUCUUCUUCUCGCCAGGAAGCGUUUGUUUGUUCCUAAGGAAAUAUUAAAAAAAAUGGAAAAAACUUGAAAUUCCUCGUUGAAGUCCCGGCAAUCCUGGAUCUGAAGCUCCUUGGAGGUUUUGUUGCCUUCCACAAGGUUUGGAUCAGCUCCAGCAAGGAGAUGCCACAGCCAAUUCCAGAAUUUUCCGUGUUUCCUCCACUGAGUUUGCCUCAUUCCACGUUUUCCAAAGUGCUGACUCAAGGUCACACUGGGCAUCUCUUUGCCAGUGUCUUAAAGGUGCUUCUAUUUUUGUAUGUUUGUGAGUAAAUAUUUGUGUCGUGUUUUUAUUUGAAAUGUUGGAACGUUUCUGCCUUCAAACCAUGCAAGUGACCUUGUCUGUAUUAAAGCCACCCCAUCCCAGCCAAGCUUCCCGCUGGGGAUGAAGACAGCAGCUCCUGUCCCCACUUCUGCCUCUUCCCAGUCCCAAACUGGGAUCUGGAGGCCUUGGAAUGACCCCCAGGAUGAGCCACAGAUGCCUUUUGGAAUGAUUCCAUUGAAAAUGAGGAAAUUAAAGCCACUUUUUAACAAAUUUCCUACAAAUCCCCUGAUCUAAAAGCAUGAUCUGCAUUGAGCCUCUGCCUUUUCAUCCACUUGCUUAUUUUAAAUUCAUUAUUCUUUCUUUUUUUUCUUUCAGCAUUCCUUUAAAAUGAUAAGAAUUAAACCUGAAUCCAUUCCCAGUGGCAGAUUCCAGUGGCAGGGGAAAUCCAAUUGUCCUCUCUGAAUA
This is a messenger RNA of Ficedula albicollis (Collared flycatcher), 6528 nucleotides long. It is a transcript of the gene COL5A1, whose product is annotated as collagen type V alpha 1. The transcript is spliced from 66 exons. Lineage: Eukaryota; Metazoa; Chordata; Aves; Passeriformes; Muscicapidae. Bases 1 to 5427 code for a protein of 1808 amino acids. Gene Ontology annotation, molecular function: extracellular matrix structural constituent. The record is from RefSeq and is a predicted model, not a curated record.